Messenger RNA from Trachemys scripta elegans, 2260 nucleotides. RefSeq names its product ubiquitin like modifier activating enzyme 6 (gene UBA6). Gene Ontology annotation, biological process: protein sumoylation. NCBI's taxonomy places the organism in Eukaryota, Metazoa, Chordata, Testudines, Emydidae. Bases 236 to 2260 code for a protein of 674 amino acids. Gene Ontology annotation, molecular function: SUMO activating enzyme activity. The transcript is spliced from 21 exons. The record is from RefSeq and is a predicted model, not a curated record. Gene Ontology annotation, cellular component: SUMO activating enzyme complex; cytoplasm.
GCAUUACCUUUACAGUCAUUGGUCAUCUCUGAGGUGUUUCGUAUUCAUACAAACCACUUUCCCCUUCAUCCUUCCUCUCCUUCUAUUUCUUGCUGCAGCGAAGCCCUUCUGAACUCUUACCAGCAACCAGAAGUGGCUGAAACAGAUCCUGCUCACCUCCCAAUAUAUCCGAACUAACCAAAUACCAGAAUAUUUGUGUGCUCUCCCUUUUGACACAAACGAAUUAUAUCCCAUCAUGGCAACAGACUCUAUGGAGAUCGAUGAUGCUUUAUACAGUCGGCAGAGGUAUGUUCUUGGAGACACAGCAAUGCAGAAGAUGGCCCAGUCCAAUGUGUUCCUGAGUGGUAUGGGUGGGCUUGGUGUGGAGAUUGCUAAGAACAUAGUUCUAGCUGGAAUAAAGGCUCUUACAGUUCAUGAUACCAAGCAGUGCAAGACAUGGGAUUUGGGAACCAACUUCUUCAUCUGUGAAGAUGAUGUUAUAAAUCUAAGGAACAGAGCUGAGGCCACACUUCCUCACAUCGCAGAGCUCAACCCAUACGUCCAUGUUUUAUCAUCGACUGCACCACUUGAUGAAACCACAGACAUCUCCUUUCUAAAAAAGUAUCAGUGUGUCAUAUUGACUGAAACGAGGCUAGCGCUGCAGAAGAGGAUUAAUGAUUUUUGCCAUGCUCAACACCCCCCUAUUAAGUUUAUCAGUGCAGAUGUGUAUGGAAUAUGGUCACGUUUGUUUUGUGACUUUGGUGAUGAAUUUGAAGUGCUGGAUGCUACAGGAGAAGAACCAAAGGAAAUCUUCAUUUCAAACAUAACACAAUCAAACCCUGGGAUUGUCACUUGCCUUGAAAAUCAUCCUCACAAGCUGGAAACGGGACAGUGCUUAACCUUUCGGGAAGUUAAUGGAAUGUCUUGUUUAAAUGGAUCCAUGCAACAAAUAACGGUGGUGUCACCUUAUUCUUUCAGCAUUGGCGAUACUUCCGAUAUGGAGCCUUACUUACAUGGAGGCAUAGCUGUCCAAGUAAAGACACCCAAAAUAUUUUGCUUUGAACGGCUGGAGAAGCAGUUAAAAAACCCAACUUACCUUCUUGCAGAUUUUAGCAAACCUGAGGCACCUUUGCAAAUUCACACUGCCAUGCUUGCAUUGAACCAGUUCCAGGAAAACUUUGGUCGCAUGCCGAACAUUGGAUGCCUUCAAGAUGCUGAGGAGAUGUUGAAAAUAGCAGUAUCCAUCAGUGAAACACUGGAAAGCAAACCUCAGGUGAAUGAAGACAUAGUGAAAUGGCUCUCUAGGACUGCUCAGGGAUUUCUAGCUCCCCUUGCUGCAGCAGUAGGUGGUGUUGCUAGCCAAGAAGUCUUGAAAGCAGUAACGGGAAAAUUUUCUCCUUUGCAGCAGUGGCUGUAUAUUGAUGCAUUGGAUAUUGCUAUAUCUCUAGACAAGACCAGUUGUGAAGAAUUCCUCCCAAGGGGAGAUAAAUAUGAUGCCUUGAGGGUUUGCAUUGGAGAGUCGCUGUGCCAAAAGUUGCACAAGUUGAAUGUUUUCCUGGUUGGGUGUGGAGCAAUAGGCUGUGAAAUGUUAAAAAAUUUUGCACUUCUUGGUGUUGGUAGUGGCGGAGACAAAGGCAUGGUCACAAUUACAGAUCCAGACUUGAUAGAGAAAUCCAACUUGAACAGACAGUUUCUUUUUCGACCCCAUCAUAUACAGAAACCUAAAAGCUAUACUGCAGCAGCAGCAACCCUGAACAUCAAUGCUCAGUUAAAGAUAGAUCCGUAUCUUAAUAAAGUGUGUCCAGCCACCGAGAACAUUUACAAUGAUGAAUUCUACACCAAGCAAGACAUCGUUGUUACAGCUCUAGACAAUGUGGAGGCAAGGCGAUAUAUAGACAGUCGUUGUGUAGCAAACCUGCGUCCUCUCUUAGACUCUGGAACAAUGGGAACUAAAGGACACACAGAAACAAUUGUGCCUCAUCUGACAGAGUCCUAUAACAGCCAUGUAAGUGUUCUUUUUGUAACAGUAACUUACCAUGUGUGGCUGAUCCUACAAGGUCCUUUUUUCUUAUACUUUUUCUACCUCUUGUGUAUUUUAAAUACAAGUUGUACACUAAGUAAAUGCAUUUUAGGCAUAUGCCUUGAUGACAAGAACCUCACUGACAUUGAUUUUGUCAACGACAUAGCACUAGUCAUUGAAUCAACGGACAAGCUAGUUGAGGCCCUUAAAGCUCUGGAGAACUUAAUGGCAAAUGUCAGCCUGAAAAUUAGUUGGUGGUAA